Molecule: messenger RNA, 3312 nt
Organism: Dreissena polymorpha
Lineage: Eukaryota; Metazoa; Mollusca; Bivalvia; Myida; Dreissenidae
Product: hornerin-like
Exons: 10
Coding region: 1-3312 (1103 amino acids)
Source: RefSeq, a predicted model, not a curated record
AUGUCCUCACUUCAGGUCCUCACGUCAAGACCUCACGUCAGGUCCUCACGUCAGGUCAUCACGUCAGGUCAUCAAGUCAGGUCCUCACGUCAGGUCCUCAUGUCAGGUCCUCACGUCAGGUCCUCAUGUCAGGUGCUUAAGACAUGUGCUCACGUCAGGUGCUCACGUCAGGUCCUCACGUCAGGUCCUCACGUCAGGGCCUCAUGUCAGGUGCUUAAGACAUAUGCUCACGACAGGUGCUCACGUCAGCUCCUCAAGUCAGGUCCUCACGUCAGGUCCUCGCGUCAGGACUUCACGUCAUGUCCUCACGUCAGUUGCUCACGUCAGGUCCUCAAGUCAGGUUCUCACGUCAGGUGCUCACAUCAGGUCCCUAAGCCAGGUCCUCAUGUCAGGUUCUACGUCAAGUACUCACGUCAGGUGCUCGCGUCAGGUGCUCGCGUCAGGUGCUCGCGUCAGGUGCCCACGUCAGGUGCUCACGUCAGGUGCUCACGUCAAGUUCUCAUGUCAGGUCCUGAUGUUAGGUCCUCACGUCAAGUCCUCAAGACAGGUCCUCACGUAAGGUGCUCACUUCAGGUCCUAUCCUCAGGUCUUCACGUUAGGACAUUACUUCAGGUGCUCACGUCAGGUUCUCACGUCAGGUCCUCACGUCAGGUCCCUAAGUCAGGACAUCACGUAAGAUCCUCACGUCAGGUCCUCACGUCAGGUCCUCACGUCAGGUCCUCACAUCAGGUCCUCACUUCAGGUCAUCACCUCAGGUCCUCACUUCAGGCCUUUACUUCAGGUCUUCACGUCAGGUCCUCAUGUCAAGUCCUCACGUCAGGUCCUCACGUAAAGUCCUCACGUCAGAUCCUUCAGGUCUUCACCUCAGGUAUUCGCUUCAGGCCCUCAUUUCAAGUCUUCACAUCAGGUCCUCACAUCAGGUCCUCACUUCAGGUAAUCACCUCAGGUCCUUACUUCAGGCAUUCACUUCAGGUCUUCACGUCAGGUCCUCACGUCAGGUCCUCACGUCAGGUCCUCAUGUCAAGUCCUCACGUCAGGUCCUUUCUUCAGGUCAACACUCUAGGACCUCACUUCAGGUCCUCACAUCAGAUCCUUACGUCAGGUCCUCACUUCAAAUCCUCACUGCAGGUCAACAAUUCAGGUCCUCAAUUCAUGUACGCAAUUCGGGUCCUCACGUCAGGUGCUCACGUCAGGUGCUCACGUCAGGUCCUCACUUCAGAUCCCAACUUCAGGUCCUCACUUCAGGUCUUCACUUCAGAUCCUCACUUCAGGUCCUCACUUCAGGCCUCACAUCAGAUCCUCACGUCAAGUCCUCAUGUCAAGAUCUCACGUCAGGUCCUCACAAUAUCCAAACUUCAGGUCCUCACUUCAGGUCUUCACUUCAGAUCCUCACUUCAGGUCCACAUCUCAAGUCCUCACUUCAGGUCCUCAAAUCAGGUCCUAACUUCAGUUCCUAACGUCAGGUCCUCACUUCAGAUCCUAACUUCAGGUCCUCACUUCAGGUCCCCACUUCAGAUCCUCAUUUCAGGUCUUCACUUCAGGUCCUCACGUCAGGUCCUCACUUUAGGGCCUCACGUCAGGACCUCACGUCAGGUCCUCACGUCAGGUCAUGACGUUAGGUCAUCAAAUCAGGUCCUCACGUCAGGUCCUCAGGUCAGGUGCUUACGUCAGGUGCUCACGUCAGGUGCCCACGUUACGUCCUCACGUCAGGUUUUCACGUCAGUUACUCACGUCAGGUCCUCACGUCAGGUUCUCACGUCAGGUGCUCGCAUAAGUUCCCUACGCCAGGUCCUCACGUCAGGUCCUCACAUCAGUUCCUCACGUCAGGUCCUCACGUCAGGACCUCUCUUUAGGUCCUCAGUUCAGAUGCUCACCAUAGGUCCUCACCUCAGGUCCUCAUUUCACGUGUCCACCUCAGGUCUUCACUUCCGGUCAACACUUCAGGCCCUCACUUCAGACCUUCAACUCAGUCCUCACGCCAGGUCCUCACUUCAGGUAAACACUCCAGGACAUCACUUCAGGUCCUCACGUCAGGUCCUAACGUCAAGUUCUCACUUCAGGUCCUCCUUUCAGGUCCUCACUUCAGAUCUUAACUUCAGGUCCUCACUUCAGGUUCUUAUUUCAGAUCCUCACUUCAGGUCCUCACUUCAGGUUCUCAUGUCAGGUUCUCACGUGAAGUACUCACGUCAGAUUCUCGCGUCAGGUGCACACGUCAGGUGCUCACGUCAGGUGCCCGCGUCAGGUGCUCACGUCAGGUGCUCACGUCAAGUCCUCAUGUCAGGUCCUCACGUUAGGUCCUCACGUCAAGUCCUCAAGACAGGUCCUCACUUCAGGUGUUCACGUCAGGUACUCACCUCAGGUCUUCAUGUCAGGACAUCACUUCAGGUGCUCACGUCAGGCCCUCACGUCAGGUCCUCACGUCAGGUCCCUAAGUCAGGACAUCACGUAAGAUCCUCACGUCAGGUCCUCACGUCAGGUCCUCACUUCAGGUCGUCACGUCAGGUCCUCACGUCAGGUCCUUACGUCAAAUCCUUCAGGUCUUCACCUCAGGUCUUCGCUUCAGGCCCGCACUUCAGGUCUUCACAUCAGGUCCUCACUUCAGGCCCUCACUUCAGGUCCUCACUUCAGAUCCUCACUUCAUUUCCUCAUUUCAUGUCCGCAAUUCAGGUCCUCACGUCAGGUGCUCACGUCAGGUCCUCACUUCAGGUGCUCACGUCCUCACGUCAGGCCCUCAUUUUAGAUCCACACUUCAGGUCCUCACUGCAGGUCAACAAUUCAGGUCCUCACUUCAGUUCCUAUAAUCCGGACCUCACGUCAGGCGUCACUUCAGAUCCUCACUUCAGGUCCUCACUGCAGGUCAACAAUUCGGGUCCUCACUUCAGGUUCUCACGUCAGGUCCACACUUCAGGUCCUCACUUCAGGUUCUCAUUUCAGGUCCUCAUUUCAUAUCAUCACUUCAGGUCCCCAGUUCAGGUCCUCACUUUAGGUCCUCACGUCAAGUCCUCAUGUCAGGACCUCACCUCAGGUCCUCACUUCAGGUCCUCACUUCAGAUCCUCACUUCAGGUCCUCACUUCAGAUCUUUACUUCAGGUCCUCACUUCAGGUCCUCACUUCAGGUUCUCACGUCAGGUCCACACUUCAGGUCCUCACUUCAGGUUCUCAUUUCAGGUCCUCAUUUCAUAUCAUCACUUCAGGUCCCCAGUUCAGGUCCUCACUUUAGGUCCUCACGUCAAGUCCUCAUGUCAGGACCUCACCUCAGGUCCUCACUUCAGGUCCUCACAUAACGCAGCCUUAUUCGGAAAGACCCAAUAA